AUGAAAACCGUGACGGGCGUUGUCGAGUGGUGCCUGUGGCACUCCCUGUUUGUGUGGAAGAUUGUGUGGUGCGUGCUGCGCAACCACUGGCCGGCCGUAUUGCUGGUGCUGAUUGGUGCGGUGGGCGGCGUGAUCACGAGGCCCUUGUGGAGCAUUGCGGGGCGAUUGAUCGGGGCCGUGUUCGGCUUUGUGUUCAAAUGGCUGACACUGUUAAGACCGUCCGCGGAGCAUCGAUGGAAGGCGUUUGAGGCAAUCUGGGCCACGCCCAUGGUGGUGCUCGAGGCCCGAGGUGAACAUAAGGAUGGCUUAGGCCGGCUACUGUACAAGUGGCUGGAUGCUUACCACGCUCUGUGGUGUGUGUUCCUGCCCGACGUGCUCGAGCUGGGUGGCGAGUCUACCGUGAAGUACUGGCGCGGAUCGAGGGCCGAGUGUCGGCGCUCGGUCGACCGUGCCUGCUGCGUGGGCCGUGGAUUUUGGGCGUUCCUAACGCUGGCGACGUAUGCCGUGUUCUACACUGUCAUCUACGUGUAUGACUUGGCCGAGAAAGUGUGGUGGUGGAGCUGCGUGCUGGCAACGACUGGGGUCGCCAGCCAUGCUACGAGGCGGCGUCAGGAGUGCGUUCACCUACGAGACGUCGAGGAAUUGCAGCAAGCCGAACGCCUGAGUGAAGCAUUCUGGCGUGGGGACGGGUGCGUCGGGAAACCGAAGCCGGUGCGUACCCUGAGCGGGCUGAGGGCGGAGCAGCGUGUCCUGCGCGCGAAGAUGAAGGCAGACAAGGAGGAGGAGGACGCUCGACGGGAACGUCGAGUCUCAGUCGGGGAGGAUGUGCCGAGUGGGAACUGUGGUCACCGUCUCAGGUACGGUCGCGGCCGUCCUCCGGCAGCCUGUCAAUCAGCGCGUGGACUACUACUCGAGGAUCAGCUGUUCGAGGAUCAGCUGACUGAGCAGUCAUCGGACUUUACGAGGAUUAGCUGGCGGCGGGCCAUUUGCGUGGACGAAGAGUCGUGA
This is a messenger RNA of Phytophthora sojae, 1008 nucleotides long. RefSeq lists its product as hypothetical. Lineage: Eukaryota; Oomycota; Peronosporomycetes; Peronosporales; Peronosporaceae. The coding region runs from base 1 to 1008 and encodes 335 amino acids. The record is from RefSeq and is a predicted model, not a curated record. The transcript has 3 exons.